Leptosomus discolor (cuckoo roller) is the source of this 1651-nucleotide messenger RNA. The record is from RefSeq and is a predicted model, not a curated record. NCBI's taxonomy places the organism in Eukaryota, Metazoa, Chordata, Aves, Leptosomiformes, Leptosomidae.
GAUUUGAACCUGAUGAUGCAACAUACAGUAAACAACCAAAUGACACCUCUCUCUUUACUUCAGUGAGAGUCCAUUUUGAUGGCUGGGAUAGUAUUUACGAUUAUUGGACUGAUGUAGAUAGCCCUGAUAUCCAUCCUGCAGGCUGGUGUACAAAAACCGGACAUCCUCUUCAGCCCCCACUUAGUCCCUUGGAAUUGGUGGAAGCUUUAGAACAUGGAGGGUGUCCCACAGCAGGAUGUAAAGGAGUUGGGCACAUUAAAAGAGCAAGACAUAUUGGCCAUCAUAGUGCAGUCAGCUGCCCGUAUUCAGAGAUGAACCUGCACAAAGAAAGCCUCUUACCUGACCGGUUGAGUGGGGAGAUGCCUGCAGCCAGUCCUGUCCCCAGAAGCAGAAAAGUGGAAGCAAGCGAAAGAUCCACCUCUCCUGUAAUCAAUGACAGAAAAUGCCCCAGCCCUGGUCAUGUAGGUAUGAAAUCUUCAGCUCACAAUCGAUCAUCUGGGAAAUGUAUACCAGAAACAACUAAGCCGGAAGAUGCAGAAAGUAAAUCUCCUUGCAAGAAGCCCCUGUUAUGUGAUGUGAAAGAAAAGAAGGCACCUAGUGGAGUACUACAAACAAAGGACUCUAUAAAGAACAAAGAGUGUGAAGAAGAGGAGACAGAAAAUAAGCUGCUUAUUUCAAAUGAAAUCCAAGACGUUGAAGAACCCAAUGCACAGAGGCUUCUUUCUCAACCAGUUAUUGUGUCUUCCAAGUUGCAAAUCCCUGGCCUACCCUUGCGCUGGGAACAGCAGAGCAAGCUCCUUCCAAGUGUAGCUGGGAUUCCAGCCAGUAAAGUUUCCAAGUGGAGUACAGAUGAGGUCUCUGAAUUUAUACGGAGUUUACCAGGAUGUGAAGAACAUGGCAAAGUGUUUAAAGAUGAGCAAAUUGAUGGAGAAGCAUUUCUGCUAAUGACCCAAUCAGACAUAGUGAAAAUAAUGAGCAUUAAACUGGGACCAGCCCUAAAAAUCUUUAAUUCCAUUCUGAUGUUCAAAGCUGCAGAGAAGAACUCACACAAUGAACUUUGAAGAUAAUGAAAAAUGUGUACAAGCCAGCUUUCUCCACUGGAGCUCAUGUUUUAUUCAAAGCACAAAGACUCGCUAGAACUGUUGAGUAAGGACUCUCAGAAAGGAAGAAACAUACGUUCAGCACUGGUGGACUAUUUAUAUUCUCCUAGAGCCAGUACACCUCUGAAUCCUUCUGGGAGUUGUUCAAGCUUUGGGAAGGUACUGCGUAACAAGGGAGUCAGCUAGUCUUAUUUACCAAACUAAUGGCGCUAAUUCUCUACGGAUGGUUAGGAUCCCUAACUUUCUCUGGACAUCAAGAAAACCUUCAUUAAUUAUUUAUGCUGUAUUAUAUAAGGGAACAUUAAUAUUUUCUAAGAAUUCUUGAAUUCCACUUCAUGUACCCAUUUUACUUUUCAGAAGCUUUUACUGCAUACUAUCAAAAUAAAAACUGAUUAGCCAAAAAUUAGGCUACAGGUAGCCAGAUGAGACUGUUAUGGCUAAUACAUAUUUGUGCCAUAGUUUAAAAAUGAAACAAUGUUACAUAUGUGGCACUUUAUGCUACAGCAUAUAACUUUACAGAUUAUAAAACUGUCUGUUUGCUUGUAACAAAA